AUAACGCGGCAAUUUCUCUUUUAACAUAAAUGUCAUGUAGAUUAAUUGUAUGCUUGAAAACGACACCAAUAAUGUCGGUUCUUCAAUAGGCUACCGAAUGUAAUAAUUGUGUUCGUGAUUAUACGCAAAAAAUAAACUUAAUGUCCAAACCAUCGCCUAUAUAGUGCUAGUAACCAAAUGACAAGUAAUAUUUCAAUUUGAAAUGUUUAUGCAAUUGUAGGCCAAUUGUAGGCCGUUCGUGAAUAUCUGCCAUUCGAGGCUUGUUUUAAGUUGCCUGCGACCUGUUUAAAGACACAGGCAGCUAAAGCAAGUCUUGGACGCCAGAGACAGAUCAACUUAACACAGAACAGCGGCCAUAGGCUACAGGAUGAGCAGAGAAAGGGAAGCCUGAAGGAAGCCUGCUUUAUAACACAGCACAACGAGAUAUAGGCCUUGGAGUUACAUUUUGUAACAGGUUACAGGGCUACGGUUGGGUUUGUUCUAUUUGACUGCAAAACACCACUGAUUCAAAUGUACAUCUGUUCAAUAAAAAAAUCUAAAUAUUCAGUCCAUGUCAUUACUUUGUCAAUAUAUAGGCCUAAUGUUUUGGAAUAAUGUUAGGCUAAACCGUCCUUCAUGCACAUUCCUUUACCGUUUCUGAUUUAAAAUGGGUUUUGUGUUUUUCUUACAUCUGUUUUAACCCACGGUGGAUUUGCCUACAGGGAAUUAGGCCUACAAAUGUAUUGAUAGUGGCAGGCACGAUAAUACAUGUCAUUUAGAUAAAACGACUCUUGUCUAAAAUGCGGUCUCUCACCAAGCAUAAGCCUAUAGCUAAUAGGUUAUAUUAAUGACAAUCAGAAAUUGUUUAAAAUGUACAAUAUUAUCACGCUCUAAUAGACCAAUAGCCUUACGCCUACUGACAGAAGGUGAGGGAUAACAUGUUCUUGUUUUCCUCAGAUGCAUUGAAGCGUGCUUUAUAAGGUAAAUAUUCUUUUCCAACAUGAAAUAGGGCUUUCUGUUUGCAAAGAGGUAAAGAGGCGGAAAAGUGCGAGGAUCUGAACUGGUUUCCAUGUCAAACACUUCAAUUCACCAUAGAAACUCAGAUCUUAACGCGGAAACUUUAUUAAACUCUGAUGGUGGAUUGAUAAGGCCGAAUUUCUAUCGGCCUCUUUUUAUUGUGGAGACCGGGCGGGAUGACAGAGGUAAAUUGCUCUUUUAAUUAAAGCAAUGCACCAAAGGAAAUUGCUGUCUGAAUAUUGUCUCAGAGAUGGGGUUUGUGACAGUUGCCUGGAAACUUCAAUCUGUCCCACAUUUAUUCCAGAUCACAGUUAUGAGAUAAAGUUUAAUAAAAAUCUUUCCCCGAAAUGAAAUCCAACCCUUUCUGAGCAAGCAGCCACAAUGAGACAGAACUUCGGAGGAAACCUUAUGUUCAACAUGUAUCUCUCAGAUCCAACAGAUACUCUGUUGAAAGAAGGUAAAGGCACGACUUGGGGUCCUAUAAAUUCAGGAGUACAGAAAGGAAGUGGACAGAUUCAGCUAUGGCAGUUUCUCCUAGAGCUCUUAUCAGACAGCGCGAACAUGACCUGCAUUGCCUGGGAAGGAACAAACGGCGAAUUCAAGUUGAUUGACCCAGACGAGGUUGCACGGAGAUGGGGGGAGCGCAAAAGCAAACCCAACAUGAACUACGACAAAUUGAGCCGUGCGCUCCGCUAUUACUACGACAAGAAUAUAAUGACCAAAGUCCACGGCAAGCGUUACGCUUACAAAUUCGACUUUCACGGCUUGGCACAAGUGUGUCAGCCUUCGUCGACAGAGCAAGCACUGUACAAAUUCCAAAGUAAUUUCGCCCCUAUUCCUUUUUCGGGGAUCUCCAAGCUAAACCUUGUCGCGCCCGGAGUGGGUCCGUCCGGGUUCUCCUACUGGCCGGGUUCCCCACCGACUCUUUACCACAGUCACAAUCUCCAACCACCCGGACCAUUCGGGGCUGUGUCUGCUUCGCACAUCAGCUGUGUUAACAACAUUAACAACUUGAAUAAUAUAAAUACUCACUAUAACUGACUUGCAUCAACCUAUUCUAGACAUAUGGCUUAUAUGGAUGACCGUUCCAUGCGCUACUGUUAUAACCGUCCAGCCAACAAAUUUAUUAUGGGCAUAUAUCUGUGUGAAAAUAAUUAUACCGAAUUGUACACCUAUUUGUAUCAAUUUCUGACUACUGUGAUAUGAACAAAUUAUCUUACCUAAUUAUCCGAGGAAAGGGACAGUAGGCCUAGGCCUAUAAUAUAAACUUAGGCUAUUUUACGUAAGGGACUCUUAGCGCUGUGGUUAAGAACAUGAUCCUUUGUCCUUUUUUACUGUAUAUUAUUUUAAUUAAAUUGCACAAUGUACAUUGCCUGUAUUUUCCACAAGAUGACUGCCUUUCUGUAAAUCUAUCAUUAACAGGUCAUCAGCGCCAUCUGAUGGGUCUUUGGAAGCUAUUGGAAAUAUUUUGAACAGAUUACGUUGCUUUGUGUUAAUGUAUUUACGUUUUUGUUGUUGACCAAUUGAGAUGAAAUUGUUCUAAUUUUGAAAAGGUACAUAAUGCGUUCAUAAAUGCGUGCAUAAAACGUUUACGUCAAUUGUUCAUAUGACAUGCGUGUACAGAUGGCCUAUACUAACCUAAUCAAUGUGGAAUCAAUCCAUUUGGAAUCAAUCCACCUUUUCUCAAAGUGCGCCCAUUUUGUAUCAACACCACACUACCAUUACUCAAUUUCGUUAUGAGAAAUCUUUUUUUCAGAGGCUUUUAUUACAAUUAAAAUGUCAUUUUUA
Hypomesus transpacificus is the source of this 2784-nucleotide messenger RNA. It is a transcript of the gene fev, whose product is annotated as FEV transcription factor, ETS family member. The transcript is spliced from 3 exons. Gene Ontology annotation, molecular function: DNA-binding transcription factor activity, RNA polymerase II-specific; sequence-specific DNA binding. Gene Ontology annotation, cellular component: nucleus. Bases 1378 to 2037 code for a protein of 219 amino acids. Gene Ontology annotation, biological process: cell differentiation; regulation of transcription by RNA polymerase II. The record is from RefSeq and is a predicted model, not a curated record. Lineage: Eukaryota; Metazoa; Chordata; Actinopteri; Osmeriformes; Osmeridae.